This is a messenger RNA of Leopardus geoffroyi (Geoffroy's cat), 922 nucleotides long. Its product is annotated as ferritin heavy chain-like. Gene Ontology annotation, biological process: intracellular iron ion homeostasis; iron ion transport. Lineage: Eukaryota; Metazoa; Chordata; Mammalia; Carnivora; Felidae. The transcript has a single exon. Bases 207 to 755 code for a protein of 182 amino acids. The record is from RefSeq and is a predicted model, not a curated record. Gene Ontology annotation, molecular function: ferric iron binding; ferrous iron binding. Gene Ontology annotation, cellular component: cytoplasm.
UUCACGUAACGGAUUCGCGUAACGGAUUCAAACCCCGACCUCUGGAGUAACGGACCUCAUUCCAGCCGCAUCUCGGAGACUGCCGCCGGGCCUGCCUGGUCGGCUACUCUGAAAAAGCGCCGGAGACCCGCCGCCACCGCCUUCGGCCUUGCCGCCCUCGUUUCUGAGCCGCCUUCGCCUUCGCCUUGGUGCCAGCGCCGCCAGCCAUGGCCACCGCGCCGUUCUGUCAAGUGCGCCAGAACUACCACCCGCAGUGCGAGGCCGCCAUCAACAGCCAGAUCAACCUGGAGCUCCACACCUCCUACGUGUACCUGUCGAUGGCCUUCUAUUUCGACCGCGCCGACGUGGCCCUGGAGAAUUUCUCCAAGUUCUUCCUGCGCCGGUCCCACGAGGAGACCCAGCAUGCCGAGAAGCUGAUGGAGCUGCAGAACCAGCGUGGGGGCCGCAUCCGCCUCCGCGACAUCAUGAAGCCUGACCGCGACAACUGGGAGAACGGCCUCAACGCCAUGGAGUGCGCCUUUCACCUGCAGAAGAGUGUGAACCAGAGCCUGCUCGACCUGUACCAGCUGGCCGCUGACAAGAACGACGCCCAUCUGUGCAGCUUCCUGGAGAUCAACUACCUGCCCGAGCAAGUCAAGGUCAUCAAAGAGCUGGGGGGCUACAUCACCAGCCUGUGCAAGAUGGGGGCCCCGGAAAAUGGCUUGGCAGAGUACCUCUUUGACAAGCUCACCCUGGGCAACAGCGACAAGAACUGAGUUGGGACUGCCUUCCCAUAGCCACAGGGUGCAUGGUAACUUCCCCUGGUCACCAUGCCGAGCAUGCAUUUUGCAGUAUUGCACUUGCAAAACGUUCCAGUUUUUUUCUUCCAGUUUUGCCAUAAAUAAAUGAAGUUAUUUGGUUUCAAUAAAGUUAUUUGGUUCCU